AUGGCACAUACCUCACCAAUGGCGCUCGACCGGCGAGUAUCGCCCUCACCGCCGCCACAACCCUUGUCCAAGCGAGACAAAAGACGUAAUAACAUUACCGACAAGCUCUCGGACAUGAUCCAGACGUUCACGCAGGACCAACACCAGCACUACCGUGCACAACUCCAGGCUAUCCAGGUGGAUAUGACAAUGAUACUGAGAGCGAACCCCUACGAGAACAGACCUCUCGACGACUCGGCCGAAGACGUCGAGCGAGAGAUCGAAAACGUCACUGGCGGCAGCUUGCCAAACACGGACGCUGCCGUCAAGGACUACCUGGCUCUGGCUGGCAAGAGAUACCACGAAUACGUCCAGCAGAUCAACCACGCUCUGGAACAGCGUGACGCCGAUCUGACAGCCCUGCAAAACCGCUACGAAGCGGCCGUCGCCGAACUAGAGAAGAGCUCGAGUUACAAGGUCCAGGUCGCACAACGGGAGCACCUGGAACUGGCGACAACAGUGCGCAGUCGUCUGAUCAACAGCGUCACGAAGAAGCGCGACAAGCUGCUGCGCGAAAAGGAGCAGCUCGACAUUGCAGACAACUCUGCCCUGUUCUUCCACCCCAGCCAGUUCACCGUCAAUAUGCCUCAAAGCCCCGGCGGUAUUCAGAGUAAUCGCAAGACUCGUCACACUCGCCAUCGCGUUGGUGAAGCCGAGGACGAGCGCCUGAAGAAGCGCAAGGCCCCGGCCGACGACGAUGCCACCGACUCUCCUGCUCCAUCCUUCCGUCCUCUGCAGAACGAAAGCAAUGGCGCAGCUUCGCCCUUCCACGAGGCCCGCACAAAGACCAUCUACACACAAUACGAGGCCCCGGCCUUCUCCAUCGAUCGUCUGUUCACGGAGAAAGAGUUGAACCAUGCCACGCUUGUCGCUCAGAUUGCGACCCACCACUUCUUCCACCAGGCUCAGCCCAGCCAGCAGAACCCCGGAAGCGCUCCCUCGCUCGCAUCUGUCGAUGGAGCUGCCGACGCCGUCAUUGGCCCUCCUGCCAUCACCACCGAGAUCGACGACAUCGUCGCAACCCAAGCCCAUGGCUCACCACCUCCCACACAAGCCCCUGAGAUGGAGCGCAACAUCUCACAUCAUGCCACUCGUGGUGCUACCAGGGCCAAUCCCCUGGCUGCUCUCUCGGAAGCUGCCGCUCUCACAUCGACAACCACAAACCCUUUCGUGCCCGUUCUCAUACCAAUUACGAAGACAGACAAGGGUGCGCCCACACCACCGGGUGUGAGCACUGGCGAGAUCGACAGCGAUAUUGCACUCAUGCUUAGAGAGGAUGAUGCCCCAACCUCAAAUCUUGAACAAGACGAGAACUUGAGCAAUCUCCAGCAGAUACGAGAACGCCUGCUGGAACAAGCCUGCCAAACCACAAACGGCGUCGCGCCCUUCCGUCUCCCAAUCCUCGAGACUGGCCCGGCUGCCAUCAGUGGUGGAGUAAACAGAAUCCCUCCCUAUGGCUUUGCAGACCCCGAGUCUCUGCGUUUCGCACUCCGCAACGGUGCCGGCGUGGGCACUGCUGCAGCUGCGGCACCACCAGGCCCCAUAGUCAACGGCAACAUCUCUGCUCUUACCGCCUCUGCGCCUGCUGUCAUUGGUGCCGCUAUACCCAUGAGCAGAACAACAAGUUACGCUGGAAGUGAAGCUGGUGCUGGCAGCGAAGCAGGCGGCGUGGGCAUGCGAAGAGUCAGAAGCAGGUUUGCCUGA
Aureobasidium subglaciale EXF-2481 is the source of this 1743-nucleotide messenger RNA. RefSeq lists its product as uncharacterized. NCBI's taxonomy places the organism in Eukaryota, Fungi, Ascomycota, Dothideomycetes, Dothideales, Saccotheciaceae. Gene Ontology annotation, biological process: negative regulation of transcription by RNA polymerase II. Gene Ontology annotation, molecular function: histone deacetylase binding. The transcript is spliced from 2 exons. Bases 1 to 1743 code for a protein of 580 amino acids. The record is from RefSeq and is a predicted model, not a curated record. Gene Ontology annotation, cellular component: Sin3-type complex.